CCCAGUUAAAGCCCAACCUGCGAUAGGACCCUUUAACCCUAAUUCCCAAAGCCAAUAAAACCCAAGCACCGUUCUUCGUUUCCAAUUUUCGCAGGUGCAGAGCUCCACACAGGUGUUACGAUCCCCUGCAACAGCUUCACCACCGCCGCUACCAUGGUGAACGUUCCGAAGACAAAGAAGACGUACUGCAAGAGCAAGGAGUGCAGGAAGCACACUCUUCACAAGGUUACCCAAUACAAGAAGGGCAAGGAUAGCAUCGCCGCUCAGGGUAAGCGCCGUUAUGACCGCAAGCAAUCCGGUUAUGGUGGCCAGACCAAGCCCGUCUUCCACAAAAAGGCCAAGACCACCAAGAAAAUUGUGUUGAGGCUUCAAUGCCAGGGCUGCAAACAUGUCUCCCAGCAUCCUAUUAAGAGAUGCAAGCACUUUGAGAUUGGUGGUGACAAGAAGGGAAAAGGAACUUCCCUCUUCUAAUUUCAUUGCUCCAGUUUGCUGUUUCAUCUUAUUUUGUUUUUUAUCCUUUGCUAUUUGCAGCAUUUUCUUUUUGCCAGUGUUAAGUUCUUAAAAUCUGAAGAUCUGUUAGCUAUACUUAAAUUUUGUACGUUGCGUUUGAGAAGUAUUCUAAUAUCAAUGACUAGUAUCCUUUGUUUA
Molecule: messenger RNA, 648 nt
Organism: Arachis duranensis
Lineage: Eukaryota; Viridiplantae; Streptophyta; Magnoliopsida; Fabales; Fabaceae
Product: 60S ribosomal protein L44
Exons: 4
Coding region: 154-471 (105 amino acids)
Biological process (GO): translation
Cellular component (GO): ribosome; cytosolic large ribosomal subunit
Molecular function (GO): structural constituent of ribosome
Source: RefSeq, a predicted model, not a curated record